Mya arenaria is the source of this 1886-nucleotide messenger RNA. RefSeq lists its product as uncharacterized. Gene Ontology annotation, biological process: homophilic cell-cell adhesion. Gene Ontology annotation, molecular function: calcium ion binding. The coding region runs from base 901 to 1482 and encodes 193 amino acids. The transcript is spliced from 9 exons. The record is from RefSeq and is a predicted model, not a curated record. NCBI's taxonomy places the organism in Eukaryota, Metazoa, Mollusca, Bivalvia, Myida, Myidae. Gene Ontology annotation, cellular component: membrane.
CUUCAAGAGGUCUUGACAGUGACCGCCCAUGAUGUCGACAAUGGUCUUGUCCGAUACAAUAUGAUCGACUCUCCCGCCUCGUCAGUGUUCAGAAUUGAGUUUGUUACUGGCCAGAUCUUCCCACUGGUUUCUCUUCUUGAAGUGUCUGAGGAUAUCUACCAGUUCCAAGUACAAGCAACAGACACAGGUAUUGUUCCACGAUCAAGCACAGCUCAGGUUACUAUUCACAUCACACCUGAGUGUUAAAUCCAUUCUUCUCCCAACAAGAUUCGAGGUCACUAUUCCCGAGGACAAAAUGGUCGGAACACAGGUCUUCAACCUUGUUGACCUAAGAUCUGGUUCUGUGCUUGUGUACGAUAUUUACGGAGAUGGGCGAUGCCGUCACUCAGUUCAAGAUUGACUCCGUCAUUGGCAGAAUUGACCGAGUGGUUUCCCAACUCAACAACAAUGUGGUUCGUGUACGAGCUUACAGAUGAGACUUCUUGACCCAAGAUGUACGAACCCUGGUACGUGUACAUCACGCUUAACAACGCGUCCCCAACAUUUAAAUCUGGUGUACUACAUUCAUGCUUAACGUCUAAGGAACAGUCCAUUGGCAUGUCAUUCGGAGAAGUUGAAGCCUUAGACGCAAAUAUUGGCCGCAAUAGUGAGAUCCGAAACAGUAUCCGAUCAACAGAUGCCGAUCCCGCUCAGACACACAGCAUACCCAAACAAUUACAGGGCAGGAUAUAUUUUUUUCUACAUAGUGGCAGCAGCUGUCCGAGUAAAUGCAAUCAUUGUCGGGAACAGGAAGGGCCCUGAUUUCCGUGCAGACUCGUAGAGAAAACCAUAUCUGAAUUUCAACCUGAUAACACAUUGGUGCUUGCCAUAGCAGCUGAUGAUGUGGUUAAUCACCAAAUCAUGUACAGCAUCAUUGCCAGCACCUCCAGAACAUUCUUCUCCAACAUUAACCCCACCAACGGUGAGAUCAGGGUCAACGGCGAUCUUUCCCAGACCGGUGUCUCCGUGUUUGAGCUGCAUGUUGUUGCUACAGACCUGAGGCCUUGCAGCCAAAGUCAGCUACAGCGACAGUGUACAUCACCAUCAUCCGCAACCAGCAUGCUCCAAUCUUUACCAACCAAGAGGGAUACACCUGACUACUGGGCUUUUGGUAGAGACCUCUUCCAGGCGACGGCCAUCGAUGAUGACCCCGACGUUGUGCUGAGUCGAAACACUCAUAAUGCUGAAUUUGACUACUUGAUCGACCCAGAUGAAUUGUACGCUGCACAGUUUUUCGGAAUCAACAAAGAUGGUAUUCUCUUUGUAAAAGCCAACAUCCAGGAGGCUGACAAGAGAGAGGAAUUCAAGUUUUACAUAGUUGCUGUUGACUGCAGCUGGAAUCCUCGUAGUAACCGAGCCCUCGUUACGAUCUCUGUGAAAUACUCAAGUAUCAGACAGGAGCUUGGAUUUUCCCGGCCUGAGUACAACCUCAAGAUUGUUUAGUUGAACGUCAACAGCAACAGCAACCCGACCGUCCUCACAUCACUAGAUGUAACCAACACUCGCAUUGAUGGAAAGGCUGGCUCCUACAUCUCUUAUUAUUUUUCGUGUUUAUAUGCUGUACAAAUCUAGUCAAAUUCAUGGUUGAAUUGUUAAUUUUAUGCUUGAACUGAUAAGGCUUUAUAACAUUAUUUGCAUGCAAUUUCCAUAUGAUUUACAUAACUAUAGGCAUAUAUCAUUUUUGAGCAUACCCAGUGUAAAAACAUUCAAUACUAAUUGCCAUAGAAUAAUACCUAAUUCUGUGCCAAAAUUAAGCUUUGUCAUAAUGUUCAACACCAUUUUCUUUAAUCAUCAUUUUGCAAAACACCAUCUUAAUUAAAAAAACACUCUCAAUUGAAGAGCUUCAU